Symphalangus syndactylus (siamang) is the source of this 1020-nucleotide messenger RNA. RefSeq names its product olfactory receptor 5T3-like. Lineage: Eukaryota; Metazoa; Chordata; Mammalia; Primates; Hylobatidae. The record is from RefSeq and is a predicted model, not a curated record. Gene Ontology annotation, cellular component: membrane. Gene Ontology annotation, biological process: G protein-coupled receptor signaling pathway. Gene Ontology annotation, molecular function: olfactory receptor activity; G protein-coupled receptor activity.
AUGGACUCCAUUUUCACAGGCUAUAACCUUUAUAACCUGUAAGUAAAAACUGAAAUGGACAAGUUGUCAUCAGGUUUGGAUAUUUACAGGAUUCCAUUGAAGAACAAGACUGAAGUCACCAUGUUUAUAUUGACAGGCUUCAGAGAUGAUUUUGAGCUGCAAGUCUUCCUAUUUUUACUAUUUCUUGCAAUCUAUCUCUUUACCUUGAUAAGCAAUUUAGAUCUGGUUGUACUGGUCAUUGAGGAUUCCUGGCUCCACAACCCCAUGUACUAUUUUCCUAGUGUUUUAUCAUUCUUAGAUGCCUGCUAUUCUACAGUUGUCACUCCAAAAAUGUUGGUCAAUUUCCUGGCAAAAAAUAAAUCCAUUUCAUUUAUCGGAUGUGCAACACAGAUGCUUCUUUUUGUUACUUUUGGAACCACAGAAUGCUUUCUCUUGGCUGCAAUGGCUUAUGAUCGCUAUGUAGCCAUCUACAGCCCUCUCCUGUAUUCAGUAAGCAUGUCACCCAGAGUCUACAUGUCACUCAUCACUGCUUCCUAUGUUGCUGGCAUUUUACAUGCUACUAUACAUACAGUGGCUACAUUUAGCCUGUCCUUCUGUGGACCCAAUGAAAUUAGGCAUGUCUUUUGUGAUAACCCUCCUCUCCUUGCUAUUUCUUGUUCUGAACACACAAACCAGCUUCUACUCUUCUACUUUGUGGGCUCUAUUGAGAUAGUCACUAUCCUGAUUGUCCUGAUCUCCUAUGGCUUCAUUCUGUUGGCCAUUCUGAAGAUGCAUUCUGCUAAGGGAAGGCAAAAGGCGUUCUCUACAUGUGGCUCUCACCUAACUGGAGUGACAAUUUAUCAUGGAACAAUUCUCGUCAGUUAUAUGAGACCAAGUUCCAGCUAUGCUUCAGACCAUGACAUCAUAGUGUCAAUAUUUUACACAAUUGUUAUUCCCAUGCUGAAUCCUAUCAUCUAUAGUUUGAGGAACAAAGAAGUAAAAAAAGCAGUGAAGAAAAUGUUGAAAUUGGCUUACAAAUGA